GUCCAAUUCAGUCAACCAACUAGUUGAUCUAGUUAAUGCAGCAAAUCACAAUAAACAACAAUAAACAACACGUGUGACAGAAAAUAAUAUAAACAUUCAGCUUUGCAGUAUAAACAAAAAUGGAAACAAUUACUGAAGGUAUUGUUGAUAAUUUGAUGAAGAAGAUAUGGAAAUUGGAGAAAUAUCAACAACACAAUCAUAUUCAAAUAGGCUUGAUAUUGAUAAUAAUAAAAUAUCAUCACAUACACCAGUAACAACAAUAACAACAACAAUAAGUGGUUUAAAAAAUUUACGUGGACGUAAAAAUUUAUUAAAAGAUAAUUAUCAUCAAUCAUCGUCGUCGUCGUCGUCAGCAACAGCAGCAGUAAUAACACCACCAUCAACAACAUCGUCAUCAUCAAAAACAACACCACCAAGAUCAUUUGAACGUGUUACUUUUAAAACUUAUCACGAUGAUGAUGAUGAAGAUGAGGAUGAAGAGGAUGAAGACGAAGAUGAUGAAGAAAUACGUAUGAAACAAAAAAAUAUACAUAAAAAUUAUCCUACUGGACGUAAAGUACCUACAAUAACAUCAACAAUAACAAAUAAUAUUAUAAAUAAUAAACAAAAUGAUAAUGUCUAUCAAUCAGUUAUAACUGAACAUGUUAGUUCAUUUCCACAAUUGAAUACAAUAAAUUCAAAUCAAGAACAAUCAUCAUCAAUAAUUGAUAAUUAUAUAAUGUCAUCAUCAACAAAUAAUAAAACAACAUCAUCAACAACAACAAUAACAACAACCACAACACCAUCAUCAUUAUCAAUGAAUAAAAAUCAUGAUCCCCUUGAUUUAUCUGAUAUAACAAAUCCAACAACAAGUAAUGAAACAAAAAGUUUUCAAUCAAUGAAUAAUAAAAUAAUAAAUAAUAUACCAAAUAGUGAUCUUCUUAAUAUUAAUGAAGAUGCACACUCAUGUCCAUUAUCAAAUGUAUUUGAAUUUGAUGGUUUACAAAUAUUAGUACCAAGUACAUUUAUAAGUGAAUCAUCACAAAAAGCAAUAAGUGCAACAAGUCAACAAUCAAUGGCAAGUAGUGAAGGUGGUGGUGGUGUUGGUAUUGAUGAAGAAAUUAAAAGUGUUAAUAUGAGAGCUGAUGAAACAAUGCCACCAAGAGGUGAAUUAUCAGAACAAGAAAGUAAUGGUUGUACUGAUUCAGCUUGGCAGUUAUAUGUUGGACAAGAAUCAUCACGUAUGUCAACAUCAUAUGAUUUAAUGGCACGUGAAAGUUGGGAAGAAUCAGAAGGUAGUGAUAAUGAAACUGGUGUACCAUUAUUAGAUAGUAGAUCAUUAGCUGGACAUUUUACAUCAAGUUUAUUUCUUGAUGGUGAUCGUAAAAUCCCAACAAAACAACGUACAUUUAAAUGUUCACAAUGUAAUGAAAUAUUUGAUUGUCCAAAAGAACGUCGUGUGCAUAGUACAACUGUCCACAAAGAAGCUGGACCAAGUAAUAGUAGUAGUAGUAAUUCAGGUACAUUAGAAAUAAAUGAUAGUAAAGAUAUUAAAUUACUUGAUAGAAGAAUGAAUGCAUUUGAAGAUAUAUUUGUACCUGGUGGUAUUGAUACAAAUCAAAAUACAAAUCAAGGACAACCAUUAUUACAUCAAAUGCAACCACCACCUCAACAACAAGAACAACAAUGUUAUCAACAACAGCAACAACAACAAAUACACCAACUUCAGUAUCAACAACAGCAGCAACAGCAACAACAGCUGCUGUUGCAACAACAACAACAACAUUAUCCAUUACAAUCGUCACAAUUAUUAAUUCUUGAUAAUACUAAACAUGAAGACAAUGAUGAAAAACCAGAUAUUAUUAUACCACAAAAUGCUGAGAUAUCAUGUGUAAUUUGUAGUCAAAAAUUUACAUCUGAACGUUCAUUACAAAUACAUAAUAAACGUGUACAUAAUACUGAAGUUGCAAAACGUUUACAUGACAUAUCAAAAUGUCAAAUAUGUAAUGAAGAAUUUCCAUCAGUUGUUACAUUUAAUUUACAUUUAAAAGAACAUCCACUUGAAUGUGCACAAUGUGGUAAAUAUUUUUAUCGUAAACAAAAUUUUAAAUUACAUAUGAAACGUCAUUUAGGCAUUAAACCAUUUCCUUGUACAGUAUGUGAUAAAGCAUUUUUAACAAAACAAAAACUUGAUGAACAUAUGAAUGGACAUACUGGUAAUGCACCAGUUAAAUGUAAUUUAUGUAAUGAAACAUUUAGAAGAUAUUCAAAUUUAACACAACAUAAGAAUCGUCAUCAAUAUAAAUUAUUUAAAUUAAAUUUAAAUAUUAAAAAAAAGCUAAAAGAUUUUAUUAGUCAUUGUGGUGAAGUAUUUCAUACUAAAAAAAAAUUAGCAUGGCAUAAAGAAACACAUGAUGAAAAAACAAAAUCAUGUACAUUUUGUAGUGAAAAAUUUAUUCAUAUGGAAUUGGUGGGUCUUGUUUUAAAUAGACCUACUUCAAUUUAA
Aphidius gifuensis is the source of this 2485-nucleotide messenger RNA. RefSeq names its product zinc finger protein 33B-like. The record is from RefSeq and is a predicted model, not a curated record. Gene Ontology annotation, cellular component: nucleus. Gene Ontology annotation, molecular function: RNA polymerase II transcription regulatory region sequence-specific DNA binding; DNA-binding transcription factor activity, RNA polymerase II-specific. Gene Ontology annotation, biological process: regulation of transcription by RNA polymerase II. Lineage: Eukaryota; Metazoa; Arthropoda; Insecta; Hymenoptera; Braconidae.